AUGACGCCAAGAUGGCGAAGGCGGCGGCGGAACGGGGCUACGACGGUGGCGUUCCAGUUUUGGAUUACUCCAUGUUAGUUGUGGUCGGGGUGGUCGGGUCGCUGCGGGGUGGCGGCCACCUGGAGCGGCUGUUGCUGCACAUCGAGUCGGGUGUGCGCUGCUGGCGUGUCCCGAUGAAGUUGGACAUUCUGGACCAGCAGCUGAAGCUCUUUGUGUCCCGACACUCGGCCUUCCUGUCAGAGGUGGUCCCCGGUCAGCGGACGUUGCAGCACCGUGGAGACAUUCUGGAUGUGCAAGUAGUGCUGAAUCCGGCUCAUGACCUGGUCUGCUCAGAGGUGCGGCGGCUGCUGUGUGAGCCGUCUCGACACAAACUGUUGGUCCUGGCUGGUCAGUUUGUGGAGGAAAGUGGAGACUUGGUGCUGCAGAAAGGCCUCUUCUCCCUUAGCGACUUGAUCCACAUCUGCGCUGACGAAGAGGUUGGUCUCUUGUGGAGCUCGACGCACCCGACGGCAAAGGCGAGUCUUACCCUCAGCUGUCCUGAUUUGGGCCUUUGGAGGGACCCCUUGUUGAAGGACCACAACCAGCAAGACUUCCUAAACAUCCAGGUCAACCCUCCCCUGCUCCUCCCACAGAUGGAGGGUCUGCAAGAGUUCACAGAGUACCUCUCAGAGUCUCUGGAGCCCGAGUCACCCUUUGAGCUUCUCGAGCCCCCGAGUACCGUGGGAUUCCUGAAACUCUCUCGUCCCUGCUGCUACAUCUUCCCCGGUGGUAGAGGGGACUCUGCCUUCUUUGCUGUGAACGGUUUUAAUGUCCUAGUGAAUGGAGGCUCAGACCCCUGUGCCUGCUUCUGGAAACUGGUCCGACAUCUGGACAGAAUCGACUCCGUCCUUUUAACCCACGUCGGUGUGGACAAUCUCCCCGGGCUGAACAGUCUGCUGCUGAGAAAAGUAGCCGAGCAGGACAGGGACUUAGCAGAAGGUCAGGCUGAAGAGGACUGGAUGAAAAAGAUCAUAUCCCCAGAGAUCGGAGUGGUUUUUCUCAAUGUUCCGGAAAGACUGAAGGCCACCCAAGGAGAUCCCAGUGAGCUCUGCAGCGCCGACCAGGGUGUGCUUAUCUUGGAGCACCUACAAAGACUCUCUAUCAAAGCAAAACCUUUGUGUCGCUCGAAUGGGCCCUCCAUUGAGCCGCUGGUGUUGUUCCACAAGAUGGGAGUUGGCCGUCUGGAGUUGUACCCUUUGAAUCCAGUCAGUGGCAGUAAAGAAUUGGAAGAGUUGUUGCAGAAUUUGCCCAAAACCUCCACCUUGAAGAGCUCCGAUCUUCCACUAGCAUGCCUCACUUCCAUUUGUGCUUUGCUGGUCUGGCAUCCUUCCAGCAAUCGGGAAAAGAUCGUCCGAGUCCUUUUCCCAGGAUGCACACCACAGGCCAAAAUCCUGGACGGACUUGAAAGACUCAAACAUUUGGAUUUCCUCAGUGUUCCCGUGGUGAGUUCAAAGGACCUGAAAACAUCCAAAACAGAGAAGUUACCAAAGUGCACUGAGAGUCGAGAAAUCCCUAAGGCCAGAGACUUGCGAGUCAUCGGUGCUUUCCAGAUGGACAAAAGUGGCCGAGUUCCUGUGAAAAAACAGGAGGUGAAACUGAAGCCAAAGGCAGUGGGAGAAGCUGUGUCCAGAGAAAAAGAGCAGGAGGUGAAAUUAAAGCCUGUCAGGCCUUCUGAGAAGCUGAUUCCAAAGAAGGAAGUGAAAAAGAAAGAUGAGAGAAUGACUGCUGCUGUUGAGAAGAAAGAAGAGCGAGAAGGUCUGAGGAAAGACAGUACUAAAACAAAGAAAGAAAACAAACCUAAAGACAAGAAAAUUGUGGCAUCAGUUCCAAAAGAUGUGAAGAAAGUGGUUGGAGCUACAAGUUCUGAAGUGAAAAAAUCUCCGGUCAGGACUCCAAAGACGGACACGUUGAACAAAAGGGCAAAAGGUAAUGCAGAGCGGGACUACCAGGACAACCAGGAUUUCACAGCUGAAGAUGACAACAGGAACAGCAUCAAAAAGACCACGAAACUUCCAAAUUUUGACAGAGCCAGGAAGAACCCCAACGUGACUGAAACAAGUCCAGAGACCUACGCUUGUAUGGACUCCUCCUCAAGACCAAAGGUUUGUGCGUCCUCGGAAGAUCAUCACACCAAAACACUACCCAGCCUGGACUUGGACAGCUGCAACCAGGAAGCUCCUUUCAGGACUUCCACUGUGGAAGCUUCCUUUCUCUUUCAGGACAAACAGUCCACUCUUAUAUUGACAAACAUUCCAGACUCCCUCCCCACUUUGCCUUCUAUUUCCACUGAGGUCCGCCUACUUCAUUGCACUGAAGUUGACCAUUCCCUAUCGGUUUCCUCAGAGCAAAUCCCACCACCAACGAUGAAAUUAGCAAGAGAAUUCUGCUCAAACGGACGUUUGACUGACUCUGAUCACAAUCUGCAGCGGGACUUUGGCCCGGGGCUCAAAGGUAGUUGCAUACUUGGAUCGGAGAAAGGUGUUCACGGCACGUCAGAGCUCAGCGCAGACUGUCCUCACGAUGGUGAUCUUGAUGUUCCUCAUGAUGUUGAUCUGUGCUUGGUGUCGCCUUGCGAGUUCCAGCACCAAAAGAUCGAACCAGUAGAGAACCGGCAGCAGUUUGUGGUCUCUGAUCAGUCCUCCCAGGACCAAGGCGGCAGCACAAGCCAGGAAACCCCACAACCAUCAGUUGGUGACUCACUCCUCAUGGCCCUGGACUCUGAUGUCCCACCUGCGAUAGAAGAUUUCCCUUCCUCGGUCAUGGACGAUGACUUGAGUAGUCCCCUCUAUCCGGGACAUCCCGGCGUGACCCUCUCCCUCAGGCCAGGUCUGCAUUCCUCCCCUGACCCGACAUCAGCCCCGGUCAAGGACUUUCCACCGUUACCACCGCAACCAGAAGCUUGCAUGGCAGACGUCGAUGCCUCAAGCAAGAACCAAAAGACUUCAGUUAGCAAGACAAAAAAAACAGCAGGAACCUUGCAAAGGGGUACUUCUGGAAGCCAAUGUAUCCAGAACAUCAAGUCCAAGGUCAGCAGCACCGCGGCACUUAAAUCGGCCCCCGUCCUUGACACUAAAGCAUCCGCCCGGAUUUCACUGGGUGGAUCGAGAAGUGCAAGUGCCAAACCUUCGGUGUCAGUGACAAAAACCUCUGAGGCCUCUGCUGUCCACGUGGACCUGGCUUACCUGCCGUCCGGGUCUGCCUCGUCCACCAUCAACUCGGACUUGUUCCGACGCCUUCGCUCCUCCUAUUACGUGGUGAGCGGCGAGGAGCGCAUUAAGGUGGCGGCCAUGAGAAGCAUUCUGGAUGCUCUGCUGGACGGGAAGAGCAGCUGGCCAGACACUCAGGUCACGCUCAUCCCGACGUUCGAUUCCGUGGCCAUGCACGAGUGGUACCAAGACACCCACGAGCAGCAGAGGCAGCUGUCAAUCACCGUGUUGGGGAGCAACAGCACCGUGGCCAUGCAGGACGAAACCUUCCCCGCCUGCAAGGUGGAGUUCUGAGCCUGGCUCGGCCCAUCCCUGAUUUUAUGGAGAGUACUUGAUAGCUGUUGUGGUUAAAGGGCACACAUUUGAAACCUGCGGCAACCCUUCGAUUGGCUUGUCUGAGGGCGCUCAGUCCUUCACUUUCUGUCUAGACCAAGAGCUUCAUGCUAGCAGGCUACAAAAUCCUCGGGGGAUUUCCAGGGCACCGAUGAAGAAGCAGGUUCUGGUCUUAAGUUCGCUAGGUCGCAAGUAGAGGGCCUUAAGUAGGGUUGGGGAGGAGGCUUAGGAGCUGGUGGAGGUUCAGGAUGGGAGAGUUUAGGUCAUGGGAGCGUCGUGUGAACGAAAUUGUUAGCUUGGACUUUAUUGGGAGGGGAAAGAAGCGUCCAAGCUUCUGGGUUUUGAGGUUUGUUUAUUUUAUUUAACCCUAAACCGUGGACGUGAAAAGUGAUUCAUUCAUACUGACGAGUAGAUACUCCAACCCUAAAAGCUUUUGAGGAUCAAGUCCUGGUGAGGUGGACUUGAUUAUGUUAUCAUGAAGUUCCCAUCCACCACAUGGAAAGCUAGAAGCUCAUGGUUAUCACUUUGCAAUAAUAAUACACUCGUUAUCAGUGCAAAAACUCCACUCAGCAUACGCCUCCUUGGUGUUGCUACGGUGACCGGACCUGCUCAUUGUGCACUUUCACACAAAGAAGAACAUUAUCUCAGUUGAAAAAGAAAAGCCUGGAUGUCAACCGUCCAAGUGUUGUUUUGCUCACAAAAAUCAUUUGUAUUUAUUUAUUUAUUUUCAUUCUUUUUCCAACGCUCCAUUCUGCAUUUCGACCACUGCGGUACGAACCUCACGUUUGACCGAAACGUUUGACAACUGAAGCAGUCAUUGAAAUAUUGCGCGCCCCUGCCGGCCUUCUUUGGCAACCCCCGCACACAGACUUGUAGAUAAAUGCAAUCAGAUGUAUACUGUACAUACAUCUAUAGUUUGGAUACAUUUUGAAUGAUAUCACAUGGUCCUUUUUAGGUUUCAAGUUAAACCCUUUAAAAUGGUUUGGCAGAUAAUUUCUUCCCAGUUUUUUUUUUUUUUUUUUUUUUUUCCUCUCACUAAACGUCCACUUUGUUAUAUUUACAAAUGUAUUUUUCGAAACUAAACUUUGCACUCCCGCGCACACACUGUGAUGGUUUUGAGACACAAAUUUGAAGUUUCCCCGAACUCACGGCUGUGGUGUCCUUGAGCAAGACGCUGAUACCCGAACUGCCCCCGGGCACUCCGGUGUGUUCCGCUAACAAGUGUGUGUGUUCACUGUGAUGGGGAAAAUGCAGAGAACACAUUUUGUGUGCAUGCUUGCAUGCUCAUGACAAUAAAGGUGAUACUACUUCUUCUUUGUUGAAAGAAAAAGUUCCGUUUCAUGUGUAUUCGUGUACGAAACGUGACCGCAACACGUACCCAGGAUGCAUUGCAUUGCUUGUCUUCUAUUUUGUUUCCUAAGAAAUGACGAAUUCCUAUAAUAAACAAAAUUGUGGAAUGAAGGAAAUGUAAAAACUACACCACGCCUCAACGUGACGUCAUAUACUGAGAAAUGUUCCGGAAAGGCCUUUUUGGUGAAAAGGUCACGUCGGCGAGCGGGCGCGGUUUCGGAGUGCCAGUCAUCCGCUGAGUGCCGUUAACCCGCUAGGGUGACGACUUGUAAAGGAAAAGUGUUGCCGUUGUUUUGUCAUCGUUGCAUGUUUUCUUCUUGACGUGGUGGCAGAUUUGACUGGAUUUGCUUUUCAAUGGCCACUCCGGUCAUCUCAUUGGCUGCAAGUCUUCCCUGUGGCGAGCAGGCGCAUUUCUCAAUAGAGGUGGGCGUGCUGGCCAGUUUUAUGUGGAACUGAUUGGACUUUUUGUCGGCAAUCAAUACUAUGCGCAUUAAAACACCAUAUUCAUUUCCAUGUUUAUUUGUAUUAUCCGUCUCUCAAUUUGCAUUGUUUGUUGCAUUGCAUUGCUGCUCUUCGAAAUGUGACCGUAGAAUGAUUGAUUAUAUUAUAAAUGUUUGAUUUGCAUUUUUUUGGACCAUCCUCUCAAGUUUCGAUGUGCAAAAGAAGUACUUGUACACGUAAAAUAUUGUACAUAUGUUCCAAACAAUAUACAUCACACUGAUGUGUAUGUAUUCUAAGUAACGCGUCUUCCCACUUUACACUCAUUGUGCAAAUAUCACAGGAGCACGAUUACACGAUUAUUACCAGCGUGAAAUAUUUGAGCUCUUUUUUUCUACUCAUCAAUUGUGCUCUUUGUUUUUGCUUGGAUAGAUUAGAAAUACGUGUGUUUGUGUGUGACUAAUACCUGACUGGAUGAAUCAAGUGACUCACUGAAAUUCUUAACAUGCAAAAAAACAAACUCUUCGUCUUUCAAUUGAGUAAUAUGUUGAUUUAUCAAAUAUGUAACUAUACAAUAUGUACUUUUAAUAAAACACGAGCUGCCCGCAGUUCGCUGGGAUAGGCUGCGGCGCGCCCGCGGUUCGUGGAAUGGAUGGAUGGACGAGCAAAUCUUUACACACGUGGCGAGCGUCCCUGGCAACUGUCGAUCAAACGUCCUGUGUUGUAAAUGUGAAAGUGGCGCCGCCUAGAGGCCACACGCGGAAUGUUGCUUGUUGUUUGUACAUUGCAGCACCAGGAUGUGAGCGCGCACACACGCACACGCACACGCACAUGCAGGACUGCAGCGGAAGGCCGCAAGUAGGCACGUCAUCAGGAGGACACAAAGGACGAGCGUGAAGUCAAAAGCUGCGCCGGAACGCCGGCCGCGGGACGGAGGACCGACACCUAGACGACGGCACAGAAGAGCGCCUGACCGAAAACACGACAAGAACCCGGAGGACGCCGUCCGCAGGUUGUCAACGUGAACACGGGAGUACGGACGCCAGUGGCGAUGAACUUAACAUGUUUUUGUAGCAGGUUGCAAAGAGAAUUCCUCGAUUGAUCGGAGGAGAAGAUCCAUGCAAGGUGCGUCUUCUCUUUCUUCUUCUUGUGUCACUCGUCCUCACGUGACCUGAAGACAUCUCACUUUGUCGCGUCCUUGCAGAGGUCAGAGUUCAGCCGGCGGGCGAAGUACACACGAUGAAGCGAGACCAAGCUUCCUGUCGACUGCUCUCGUGGAGGGGUCAAAGUUUACGAGGAUGAGCAGAAAGGUGACGUCGUCGGCCGGGCGUGGCCUAGUUGUACGGUCGAGUCGGCGUCAUCGCGAUGGCGUCGCUCCUAAGCAGAGGUGGGCGGAAUCACGCGUCGAAAGCUGCGUCUCGAGUGCAAAAAUGGCCUCUUCGCACGACCGACGCCUUCACUGAGUAUGUGCGGGAUGACGGAACGCAGUGUCACGCCGCGUCGCGCAAAGCGGGCGCCCGACAUCGUGGCCAAACGUUGAAACAUUUUCAACUCGGGGGCGCCGUCGCUGUGCCGUCAGACGGCGCAUCGAAUAGGAUGGAGGCUGGCAGCGCGAUGAUGAGCGCUGACAGCGGGAAAAGCGUCCAUGCUAUUCCCAGAAGGCCCCCAGCCACUACUUCCAAAUAUGGGCAGGCUUGCACCCGUGCACCAAGAAAACAAAGUGCAGUAUGAAAAGGCCUUUAGCGUCAACUUGCAAGUUAGCGAGGCAACAAUCCAGCAAGUCGGGUCGAGUCAAGUCAGGACUUGGUUUAAAGCUGCAGUGCCUAACUUUUUUUCUUCAAGAGUCCUUUCCACCCGAGCCAGUAUUAGAUGCAGUGGCAGCGAUAGCUCGAAUGGCGCCCUGCGCGACGGCCCUCGAUGGUCGGAAAUGAUGCAUUUUAACGAGCAGUGGGCGGCCCUCGUCUCACGUUUGUUACAAGCUGACUAUUUAUCUUACUUACUUGUUCAUCUAACUUUAACAGAAAAUGAUGACACAAUAAUUACUGUACAAAAACAAUCAUUGCCACGAAUAAACUUGGCACAUCUUUCUGAGGACCUUCAGUCGCCCAACAAGGUGCCUCACGUGAAAUACACGCACCUAACAAUGCACGCGCAAAACGCAGCAAUAAUUUCCAACUCCAUUUUCCGAAGAUUCCAUCUUUCCCCCCCGCCAGCUAUUCGUCGAAACAGAAUCAAAAUGUUGUAGAAUCACAUCCAAGGGGCAGCCUUCGCCAUAUCGAAUCGGUGGCUCUGUCUCUCCGUGAUACUCGCUCGACGAGGCCUCUGCACGCCGCCACAUCGCAUCCCGGUAGCUCGCACGUUUGCGCGCACAACACGCUUCUUCCAAAAACAAAACAAAACGGCACGCUACCUAGAAAAUCUCGAUUUUCAAAUGUGAACAGGCAACACUUGUCAAGUCAAAGUCCAAAAUCCAAAGUUUUAGUUCAGCAAGUCUGAAGUUUUAAAGUUCACAAAUGAAAUCUGACUAGAGUCAAGUCAUGUGACCGGAAUCCCCCGCCUGUGCCCCCUAGUGGUCCACGAGGUCAACGGCCAGGACGGCGUCCAUCUGCUCAGCGCCGCCGAGGUGGACGAGCUCAUCCUUAAAGCCGAUCAGGCGGACGU
Molecule: messenger RNA, 8027 nt
Organism: Phycodurus eques (leafy seadragon)
Lineage: Eukaryota; Metazoa; Chordata; Actinopteri; Syngnathiformes; Syngnathidae
Gene: map1sa
Product: microtubule-associated protein 1Sa
Exons: 9
Coding region: 12-3539 (1175 amino acids)
Biological process (GO): regulation of microtubule depolymerization; dendrite development; microtubule cytoskeleton organization
Cellular component (GO): microtubule; microtubule associated complex; synapse
Molecular function (GO): actin binding; microtubule binding
Source: RefSeq, a predicted model, not a curated record